ACAAGCCCACCUUACGAAAAUAAAAGCCAUUGGACUCGCCGGAGCAACCCGCGGGGUCAGCCGACCGCCGCUCACCCCCGCCGCCGGGGUCGGCGUAGAAGGCGUCCCGAUGUCAGGCCUCUCCGCCGCUCCACCACUUGCUCCGCCGCCGGCGCCGGCUCCGCUCUUCAAGCAGAAGUCGUGGUCCGCCGACGCCUACCGCGACGAGGCGUGGCUGAGGCGCAAGGGCAACCACCGCCGCCGCAGCAGCCGGCGUAGCAAGAGCGUUACCGACGAGGACCUCGACGAGCUCAAGGCUUGCAUCGAACUCGGGUUCGGGUUCGACUCUCCCGAGGUGGAUCCGCGCCUCUCCGAUACCCUGCCGGCUUUGGGCCUCUAUUACGCCGUCAAUAAGCAGUACAACGACACCGUUUCGUCGUCUUCCACGGCGUCGGGAUGCGACUCACCGCCUUCCAUGGGUAGCCCUCACACCAUAUUCGGUCCCGGUGACAAUCCUCAGACGGUGAAGACGAGGCUGAGACAAUGGGCACAAGUGGUGGCUUGUUCGGUGCGUCAAUUUUCUUCCGGCUGACGAUUGAUGAAAAAACAAAAGAAUCCAAACUUGUUUGAUGCGAAUAUCAUCAUAAUCGUUUCCCACCACAAUCUCCGGCUUUGUUUGGUGACCUGUAAAAUGGAAACUCAAGCAAAUGAGUGAGAGAAAAAAGAAAAGAAAAGAAAAGAAAAGAAAGUGCCGGCGGAUGGGGAUUGACUUUUUCUUGGCUUUGCGUUCGUAGGGCUAAUGUAUGACUUCUUUGUUGGUUUGUUCGGUUCUCGUCCUGCACCGUGACACUGCUUACAUUUCAUGUUUGAAAUGCAUUCUGAUGUAAAAAGGUCAAAAGUUGUUUAAUUUGGUUGGGGAUGUUCUAUUCUUCUAACCUUUUUCUUUUUAA
Molecule: messenger RNA, 929 nt
Organism: Diospyros lotus (date-plum)
Lineage: Eukaryota; Viridiplantae; Streptophyta; Magnoliopsida; Ericales; Ebenaceae
Exons: 2
Coding region: 110-571 (153 amino acids)
Source: RefSeq, a predicted model, not a curated record